AUGGUUAUGAUGAUUUUCGUCAAGAACUCGGCGCCUGUGCUCAAGACCGUUGGUCAACAAGCUCGCGGUAUGGCCACUGAAAAGCAGAUUUUGCAGCGUAUUACCGCAACGUCUAACAUCGCCAAAAUUACUAAGUCCAUGAAGAUGGUAUCGGCCGCGAAGAUGCGUGGCGCAGAAAACCGCAUGAAUGCAGGGCGCCCUUUCACUGCGUGGAUAGAUAAUGUCAAGGGUGCUCAAAACCGCACCAUUGAGACGGACGGUGUAGCUCCAAUCAAAGAGCUCGAAGGCGACAACCUAUUCGUCGUCGUUUCGUCAGACCGUGGUCUUUGCGGUGGUAUCAAUUCCGGUAUUGCCAAGACCACUCGCAAGCAGAUCGCUGGCGUUGAAGAUCACACACAGAUUUUCGUAAUUGGUGACAAGGCUCGCGCUCAGUUGCGCCGCGAUCUUGCCAGUAACAUUCGUGGCAAUGUCACAGAAACAUACCAAUCACCUCCCAACUUCACGGUUGCCAGUGCGAUUGCUGAAGCCAUCAUGGCUUCAUCUUCAUCGGAAUCGGAGAAAGUGCACGUUAUCUACAACAAGUUUAAGUCGGCGAUUUCAUACUUGCCGUCCGUACGUUCGCUAGCGGUGCAGCCCGACUCGGACGCUUUCGACUUGUAUGAGCUAGAACCUGAUAACAAGGAUGAGCUACUUGCUGACUUGAAGGAAUUCGAGAUUGCAACAGCCGUUUUCCAAGGAAUGAUUGAGAACUCGACCAGUGAAGAGUCUUCUCGUAUGGCUGCUAUGGAAAACGCGACUACUAAUGCUGAGGACCUCAUUGGCUCGCUCACGCUCGUAUACAACAAGGCCCGUCAAGCUCGCAUUACUACUGAGUUAAUUGAAAUUAUCUCGGGUGCUGCGUCGUUGGACGGUUGA
This is a messenger RNA of Plasmopara halstedii, 915 nucleotides long. Its product is annotated as atp synthase gamma subunit. The record is from RefSeq and is a predicted model, not a curated record. The transcript is spliced from 2 exons. NCBI's taxonomy places the organism in Eukaryota, Oomycota, Peronosporomycetes, Peronosporales, Peronosporaceae. Bases 1 to 915 code for a protein of 304 amino acids. Gene Ontology annotation, biological process: proton motive force-driven ATP synthesis. Gene Ontology annotation, molecular function: proton-transporting ATP synthase activity, rotational mechanism.